AGAAGAAGAAGAAGAAGAGGCCAGCUUUGUGAACGACUGAUGGAGACAUUUUAAAAUAAACACACAGCUGUUAAGAGCUAACAGGACUUUGUGCAGGUACGAACGGACUCGAUAAAGUUUAUUUAACAGGACGUUAUAUGCCCGUCGGAAAUCAGUCGGACAGGUUACGGAAGAUGUGGAAAAAGUCAGUCAUUGUGAGAAGAAACUGACGCCGCGGUGAGUUCCUGUCCAGGCACAUAGGUCCAUGGUUGUUUGGACCUUUGAGCUCUGGGCUUGAGUAGCAUUGAGAUGGCUGAUUCAGAGAAAGGAGAGAAAUUUGUAGAUGCUGAGUGUCCCACAGAGUGCCUUGAUGAAGUGCAGUCAGCCACAGCUUGCAUUCAGGGUGAACAGGAGGAGCAUCUCAAAAUCGAAACCACCACUAUUACUAGCUCACCACCGAGAGAAAAGGACGCAAAUAGUCCUUUGAAUACAGACGGUGAACUUGGUCUUCUUUCUAUGCCAUGUCUGAUGAAAGAGCUGCGACGUGACUCCUCUGAAUCCCAGCGUGCUUCUACAGGGAGUGAUAAGCCAGUGUCUCAUCAGAUUGAUGAGAGUGACUCCUCAAAUCCCUGUAUGCUCUCCCCGUCAUCCAGCGGCCACCUCGCUGACUCGGACACACUUUCCUCAGGGGAAGAAGAGGCUGUUCCCGCUUUGGAUGAAACGGAAGAUGGCAGUAUGGGGCCUUCUGCUGAUCCCGGGCAGGCAACAGGGGAACAAAAAUCUGAAAUGACAGUGGGGACGCGGAAGUCUCGGCGGUCCCGUUCAGAGAGCGAGAUGCCUCCUAAUGCGAUGGCUGCCAAGAAAAACCGUUGUCAACCUUCAGUGGUGGCACUUGGAAGACAAGAAAAGCAAACUAAUGGUAAACUGGUAAAAGGAAAAGGUCAGCGGAGCCAGAAACACAGAGAGCGUAUGCGUUUAUUAAGGCAAAAACGAGAGGCAGCUGCACGGAAGAAGUACAAUCUGCUGCAGGACAGCAGUACAAGUGAUAGCGAGCUCACGUGCGACUCUAGCACUAGUUCCUCUGAAGACGAGGAUGAUGAUACAUCAGGAGGUUGCAAGGCAAUCAAGACGGAUCUUCCAGCUGGCUUCAGACGGGCAUCGGAGAGAUCCAGAGUGGGCGCCCAGAUUCAUGGGUUGCUGGACAGCGGCUCGUGGGACAGGAACAGCAUCGGCAGUGUUCUGGAGGAGGCCAUGACACGUUUUGCUGUGAUGCAGCGCCAGACUGAAGAGCGCUUCCGCGUCUGGAUGGAAAAGCUCGCACACCUUGACUCUGACAACGACUCUUCCAAACGCUCAAGUGAUGCCCCAGAGGGGCAGCAUCCGUCCCAAGGGACACGCCCUUCCCCUCCCAGUUCAUUUUUACCAUCGUCAGAGUCUGCAGAGACUAUGGCUGCCUACAUGCUGGCAAGAGACAACAACAGUCUCACUCCCACCCCAAUAAACAACAACAUCCUACCUGAGGUUGUCAACCAGAAUGGAAAUCUCAGCGUUCCAGACCCCAGUCUCUUGAAUGUUUAGAUUUUUUUUUCUUGGUGAAGUUACACACUUUAAUCUUACACUAUAGAACUAGUUGAGACACAAAGCAUGAAUAUGGAUAUUUGUAGGUUAGUGGUGCAAGCUCAGUUUUAUCAACCUGAUACAUUAUCAAGUACUACUGGGCCUGAGCUGGUCAUUGAAAUUACUUCCGGACUCUGCAGACUUGAGGCCCAGUGCACCUUCUGGCACGGAAACACUGUGAGAUUUGACAUUCUGAAUAAUUUAACUCACCUUCUGUGUGACAUAAAUAUGGGACAUAUUUCUUUGAACCAGUUUAAGUCAGGGCUCUUGUUCUUUUGCUUGUUGUGUGGAUCUUUUUUUUUUUUUUUUCCUUUUUUUAAUUUAUAGAUUGACAUACAAAGUAAGAUGUUUGUAUCAUUCAGACAAAAUGAGCAUUGGGGCACAUGGGUAAGCAUUGUUACAAUGUGAGGUGUGCUGCUCUGUAAUAGCAUGUGCCUUGUCAUUUUGAAUUCACAAGAAUGAUACAUACAUCACUGUUUCUUUAGGAUUAAGGUUCAACACUGUACACUACCCACUGUCCCCUGAACUAUGUUUGUACUUAGUUUAUAAAUAGAGUUUCAUGACAACCUAUAAUUUGGUGGUAUAGCUUUACUAACAUCUAAACAUUUAACUAGUUUUGCCUGCAAAUGUACAUGUAUAAAUAUAAAUGCAAUAUAAUAAUCCACAGAAUCAUUAAUUACCUACUUAAUUUAGAUGGUUACCUUUGUGUGUGUGCAUUUGCUUAUCUGUUGCGUUCGCUGCUAUUGCUGCCUUUUGUGCAGUAACAAAUUAAACUAGUGAUGGGGAAAUAACUCCCAAUGGGUUUUUGGGUAUAUGUGCAUGUCUGUGUUUCAAGUAGCCUGUCUGCAGUUUAUGGCACCAGUUAAGUUUUUUGAUGCAAUGUCAAGAGCCUCAAAUCUCCCUUCUAAUUUGUUCGUCAUUGAUUGCAGUGAUCUGUUUCUUGGCCUGCGUUCCCCAGGUUGACUUUAACCUGAAACCACAGCCAUUGUAGUAAUAUUUAGGGGUGGGUGGUACACAGAUGUCAUCAUCACUGUUGUGAUAUUGCACUGCAAUUUGGAUUGAGCAAUAUCAU
Messenger RNA from Thalassophryne amazonica, 2668 nucleotides. It is a transcript of the gene ark2n, whose product is annotated as chromosome 17 C18orf25 homolog. The coding region runs from base 289 to 1557 and encodes 422 amino acids. Gene Ontology annotation, molecular function: ubiquitin protein ligase activity. The transcript has 3 exons. The record is from RefSeq and is a predicted model, not a curated record. Gene Ontology annotation, biological process: ubiquitin-dependent protein catabolic process. NCBI's taxonomy places the organism in Eukaryota, Metazoa, Chordata, Actinopteri, Batrachoidiformes, Batrachoididae.